UUGUUGCGGCUGUUGCGGUGCCAGUCAUAUAUGCGCGCUUGCUGCUCUGACUUCCAUGCCGCCGGCUGCGCCAACUACCGUUUGUCCUCGAUGGCACCAAAAGAGCCAAACCUUCGAUAUGCUCUGCAGCGUGUUCCGUGACCACGGCUUGACCUUGUGUUGCACGUUUAUGAACGGCGAGGUUACUAAUGCGUGGUCUGCGUAGUUGUUAGCUUCCAAGGUCGCGGUUGGCCUUUUGUUGCGCAAGUACGCACUUAACGACGCGCUGCGGCGUCGUUAGGGCGACGCCAUGUUGGAUGCGUACGCAGUGUUUUUCCUAGAGUCCAUACCGUUGUGAAACCAAAAAAUACGCCGAGGAGUGCGCCUUGUCGCCAAGUGGUUGCGUUAGGUUUCUCAAGUUGGGUGUCGUUGCAAUCCAACGCGGCUGGCUUAGUGUUACCGGUUUGGACAGGGUCCGCUAUCGUCGCGCAGAAGGCAGCCACGAUGGAUAAGCCUACAGCCAGUGGUACGGGAAACCAGCGUGCAUUAUCAGUGACGCGGCGGUAGAAUGAAGUUCUCCGAUAGCCAUUCACUGCUUCGUUCGGCGUCCCGACUGUGGCACAUCGAGGCUGUUGAUGUUUUCAAUGGCAUCUACGAUGGUGCGCACAGAGUUGGCGCAGCGGGGGCCGCCUGCCUUUUCGGCUCUUGAGCAGACAAUGGUUACAGAUGGGCCCGUGGUGGCCAAGUACCCCAAGAUGGCCGUUGCCCUUGACUAUAGCCGAGAAGAAGACAGGCUUGCCACUUUUGGUGGGUGGCCCCCAGAUGCCCCGGUAUCUGCCAAGAAGCUGGCUCAGGGUGGCUUUGUGUGUAUAAGUGCUCCCAGGCGUCUCACACAGUGCUUCAAGUGUGGGCUCGAGGUUUCCGACUGGAAAAUUGCAGACUCCGUUGUUGAUAGACACCGCGCUGUGCGGCCAAGCUGUGUGUUUGUGCGUUCCCUUCCGAGCCCGCGUGUUCCGGUGGCAGCAAGCCCCAUUUAUUCCGCAGCCGGUGCAUCAUCUGUCGGUGCAAGGCGUGUAGAGCAACCGAUGCAGGUUGACAGUGUGAUUCCCCCGUUGCCACGCGUCAGCAGUGCACCGUAUGUGCGCAGUGGUGCUUGUGAGCCUGUGCCUAGGAAUGGUGUAGAAAAUGAUUUGCAGCUUCGUCGGCUACAGGCAUCAGAGGAAGAGCGGUUCAACACUUUCUCUGACUGGCCGCUGGACUUUCUGCCAGCACGGACGCUUGCUCAGGCGGGCUUUUACUAUCUUCACGAACAAGACAAGGUGCGGUGUGCCUUCUGCAAAGGCACAGUGCACAACUGGGAACCGGGGGAUGACCCCCUGCGAGAACAUGCCCGCCACUACCCGUGUUGCCCGUUCCUUCUGAACCCAGAUUUGGCUGGCCGGGACGAGUGUGGUCAUAUGUCAUGGCAACGGGCACGCUCUGCACCCGAGCGUGAGCAGCUGCUCGUUGGGAAUGGAUCCCAGGGAGUGCAUUUGAAAGGAGGCACUCCUCCUUCAGAGCUGUCUGGCCUUGGCGUGUCCGUACACGUCGGGCCGAAGCAUCCAUCGCAAGCAUCGCCUGAUGCCCGGCUGCGGACUUUCGAAAAGUGGCCUGCCACGUGCCCCAAGCGGCCUCAGGAAUUGGUGCCUGCUGGAUUUUUUUACAUUGGUCUCCAGGACUACACCAAGUGCUUCCACUGUGAUGGCGGCCUCUGCAAUUGGGAUGCGACAGACGACCCCUGGGAGGAACAUGCCCGCUGGUUUCCUCGCUGCCAGUUUGUGCUGCUGUCCAAGGGCGAGACAUACGUGGAGGACUGCCUCCAGCGACAUCAGUCACAUCUCAGUGCAGUUGCGGCAUCAACAAGCUCGCAAGGGCAGUCUGGAGGUGCCGAUGAAGGAAUGGCGACCGAACUGGCGGCACUCAUGCGGUCGGAGGAUGUGCAGUUUUACCUGUCACAAGGGGUUCCUGCAGAGACCUUGCGUGCUGCAUUAAUAAAGCAUAUGCGCAGCCAGGGCCGUGGUUUCGCAAGCCGUGACGAACUUCUGCAAGUUCUUGGGCAGCUGCUUGCCUUACCAAGGGCCUCUGCUGACCAGACUCCACAGCCAUCCACUGCAAGUGGCAUCACGAUCACCAAGCUGGCUACCAACCCUCAGCUGGAAAGUGUAGUUUCCAGAACGAAGCAUUCAUCGCUGGAGGUCCCGACGGAAGGGUCGGAGUCUUCGGACCUGGCUCUGGAGAACCUGCGACUCAAGGACCAGCGUCUCUGCAAGGUGUGUCUCGAUGCCGAGGUAGGCGUCGUGUUCCUGCCGUGCGGCCACCUGGUGGCGUGCCCCGCCUGCGCCUCCGCCCUGUCGGACUGCCCCGUCUGUCGCGCUUCCAUCCGCGGCACUGUGCGGACGUUCUUCUCUUGAAUUCGAUGACAAAACAAGAAAUGGGCAUGACAUGCGUCGCUACAACGGUGUCUUCAGCAAAUUUGGGAGAGGCAACAACCGUUGUUAACUAAUUUAGAAAUGCUUGAAAGUUCACAUAAUUUCCUUCCUUUCUACUUGUCUACAGCAACCUGUUUUGAGUAGAGGGUAUAACUUCCACGGCUUAAUCCUGUAAGACCAAUUGAUGACUGUGGCAGUUAGGCAACCUAUGCUGGUGAACUGCACAGUAAGCAUGCAGCGUGCCUACAGGGUUUAAAGUGGCGGUAGAAAAAUUCAGGAUGGCGCUUGCCUGCAUUGAGCAAAAAAAUUUGGCCAUUAUCUUUUUGCACAAAUUCAACUUGCACGGCCUAAAAUUUUGUCUGGGCCAUUAGACACUUUGACCAAUGCAUUACAACUGCACUAGCACCAGCAACAAUUAUCAAGACAAUUUCUCGACUUUCUAACUUCUGUACCGUUGCCUUUUACUCUGAGCAGCAGGUCUUGAAACACCUGCUACCACACGCUCUGUAGGAGAACUCGCUGCUCACCGAGUGGUCGAGGUAGCGAGCUGCAGGAAAGAAUGCCAACAGACAUCCUAGGAAAAAAAAAUAAUAAUAACUGCGCCUCAGCUGCGACAUUCCCCACCCUUGUUGCAGUUGCCUCAAGUGCAGUUCAUCAGCAAGAUGUCUGUGGUCAUGGCAGGAUCUUGUGCUGCGGGCCUUUCGUAAAUUUUGCAAGCAAAUGCCAAAAAGCGGCACAGGGCUUGCCAAGUCAAGCUGUGCUCUGUUAUAUUAAUUCGCUGCAGAAAAUUAGCUGAAGUGGCUUCCUUGCAGUGGCUCAUGGCUAAUUGCUCUAAUUGACUUGGAGCAGCAUUUUUCCGUCCCAUGGAUGGGAGUAAAUGAUGGAAUGGUUAUAUAGGUACUAGCGUACCUGCUUCAGAUCAAUCCAUGGAUUCGUCAUUACUGUCGGAGGAUCGGCAGCACGUGCAUUUUUAAAACAACUGUUAUUAAUUAAAGCGACGGUUAUCUUUGCUGCAUGCACACAUUUGUGCGUGCAGUGCACACUUUCAAGCAUGCAAGAUAUGUGUGAUUUGUAUUUGCGGGCAUUUCCAGAACCCCUGUUCCCGUCUUCUGAGAAGUGAGGCUAUGGACAAGAAGCCAAUUUAGCAAUCUUGCAAGGAAUUCUGUUAAGCUGCAGUCAAAGUUGAUGGUGUUCAUGUUGCUUCGCCUGUACACUGUCUGCCCAGGUAGCAAUUUGCACACGUCUAAAGACUUGACACGAUCAGUGUGAGGAUAUAGGUGCUUGAUAGGAACACCCAGCAUAUGCAGCAGUCAACAACUCAAAGCUAUGCUUAAUCCUCUGUGUAUAAAAAAGGGAGGGCUUGUGUUCAACAAAACUUUGUUUUAAACACGAUCUGGGCCUCAUUGGUGAACAGACAUGUCUGUCAAGUUUGGAUAAUCAUACCCGAUAUGCCACGUGGAGAUGUCACAGUGCCCACCUCACGCUUUUAAAGAAAAAACUGAAAAGAGACCUAGUUACUUUUAGAUUGGCACGAUAUUACACUUCAAGAAUCUACUUUUUUUUCCCAGGGGACUGUUCAAUGCGCACUGAUGACCAAAAUUUUAUGGCAUCUCGGUUGAUUUUUCAGACAUGAUUUGGAUGCGUGAUGUUGCAAGUAUGGCCAUGAACUGUGUUGGCACUGUUCAAGCUGUGGCCCACACCCUCACUUUUGUUUACAGGGCGAUUUAUUGGCCUUCCAAGUGUAUUCCAGCGUCGAAAACAGAUAUUCAACUGCACUGCAGCAAACACUUCUUUUUUUUUCUCGGUUUUAUUAUAAUCUUUAGAUUGUCAGGUCUGGGAUAUGUAUUGACGAGUUAUGACAUACAGUCAACGACCGAUUUUUUGGACCCUCUAGGGAACGUAAAAACGUCUGAAAAUUCAGGCAGUCCGAAAAAAUGAAUGCAUGCAAAAAACACACUUUUUUUUCUUUUUUUCUCGGAUCUAGAGGUAAAGGGCGAAGCACCAGGUUUCCGCAACCCUGCCAAAGCAUCAGUGAAGUGGCUAUAAAAAUACGCAUUCAAAAACUCUGUAUGCAGCCGACUGCCGGUUUAUUAUGUACAUGUGCAUCGUCGGGCAGCCGGUUUUAUUGCUGCAGUGGCUUGAAGAACUUGUUGUUUGGACGGCGUUCCGGUUGCAUGCGAUCAUAUUCACCUCGAUCUGAGCAAGGGUCAUGUCAGCACUGUACACCGAUGAAAGAGUCAACAAUCCUCGCGUCAACUCGGCGCUUGUAGGCGGCGCAGGCAUUGGCUCCUCAUUUUCAACAUCUGAGUCUUCUGAAUCCCCUACAACCUGACUCCUUGCUCACGUCAGCCUGCGAUGGGCCGCUCACGACUUGCUUAAUAAUGGCAGCUUUCUUUUCCAUCGUUAACCGACGGUACUGCUUUCCGCGCUUCGAUGCCAUCGGCGAGGUCGACGAAGACGGAGUGGGGGGCCAUUGAAGGCAAGCGAAAUUCUCAAGUUGCGAACAGUGGAGUUCGCAGACGAGCGUCGAAGCACCUAGGCCUAGCAUCGCAGAGCACACUUGACACAACAACACAACCACGCACCACGCUAGCCAAAACGUGGCCUACGCAAACAAAUGAAAUGGCGCCGCUCCGAAAACUCCGCCGGAAGCGGAUGUGCGGCGAUGAACAUAGCCAGCGUGGCCAGACCAAAUCGGUGUGUGACGGCUAGAUUUGGGUAGUUGUGGUUCAAAGCGGUGAUAUGCUUCGGCUGCAAGUCGAUUUCCUGCGCAAGGGCGCUGCGCGAGGAGCCAAAUGACCUUCCGUCGCGUCAAAAAGUCCGGAAAAUUGGACGGCGGGGGAUUCGAGCGUCCGAAACUUCAGAUGUCCUUAUACAUUGAUUCUAUGGGGCUCGUGGCAGUGCCGCGAAGACGUCCGAAAUAUCGGGCAUGUCCAAAAAUUCAGUCGUUGACUGUAGUUUGGUUAAGGCAUAAAACAUGGCAAAGAGUUGCAGAGUGAGUUUGGAAGCGGAACACUGUCACAGCCAGAAUGCAGGCUGUGGAAAGAAAUAGAAAUGAGCGUAAGUUUGUUAAACUUGAUUUUAUUUUACCAAGUACUUUUCAUAUGUCUAUUUUGUUAAGCAGAGAGUUAGUACGUGUUGUUCUUGAACGAGAUGUCUUUAUUUACAAAGCCUUUGCAAAAUUGGCAAAGAUGAAUGGAAGCUUUCUUGUUUGUUUUGCAUGUACUCUCGAUCUAUUUAUUUCUUAGGAUUAUCACAAUUCUUGGCCGCGUCUAAGGUUUUCUCCUAAUGCAUAGAAGCAAAUGCAAAUUGUUUUAACGAGGUCUUACACAGGAGGCUAAGACUGACAUCCGUUCUUCGUGGCUGUAGGAAAAAAAAAGACAAGUUUCUUUUCUUUUUCACAUCUGUUUUCUUUUAACUAUGAGAUGUGACCUCUGUAUAAAAAUAUGGUGCAUAGACUCUUCUUUAAUCUAAACGCUUGUGAAGACACUCAAAGGCAGCUAGCACAUUUUCUAGUGUGUUGUGUGGGUAGUGAGAGGCUAAUUGAUAAGUGCUCUGUUAUGCACUAGGUUUAUUCAUGUUAGUGAAUUACAGUCGCCGACCGUUUAUUUGGACCUCACGGGGACUGCGGAAAUGUUCGAAUAAAUAGGUGUCCGAAAAAGCGGAUUAAGAAAAAAAAAUGAAAUCCUUUAUUUCCACGCACUUAUUCGGGCUCGGCAGUAGGCUUGAAGAAAUCGUGAGUGUGCCGUUGCACGCUGUUCCGUUUACGUUCCGGCGGUGCAGCAGAAACCUGACGAAUGAUCUCGCUGUCGUCGAGUUCUGCGCAUGUCAGUACAGCAGUGUCAGCACCUUUGAAACUGUCAAAUGAGACGGUGUCCGGAAUCGCAAUGCAACCAAUGCGCAGGUUUCGGCAGAACAUUUUCUGCGUCAGUAGGGAGCACAUCGGAAGGCGACAAAUCUUAGGCCUCCCGGCACCCGCUUGCCGGCAUUCCCCAGCGCAGUCUGCGCGGGCACUGUCCGCGCCAUUAGACACUUGACGCGAUGUUUCCGUACGCCGCGUUGUAUCACCGAAACCUCGACACAGCACACAAAGCAAACACCACCGUGCCGACAACAGUUGCACAAACGAAAAACGUGGCCUGCUCGCAGCGUCACGCGCGAAAGAAACAAAUCAGCUGCUGGAUUGUCUUGACAUGGCGUACUAAGCUGAAACCGGAACCGCUGUACGACCACUCUAUCGAACUAGGCAGAAACGAUGAUGAUGAGCGGGGAUUUCCAGUAGCGCCACUUCGUGGUACAGCAAGGAGGCUCCGUUCAAAACAAAAAUGGCGUUCAGCAAGUCGAACUAUGCACCGGUCAGAGUCGGUGCAUGAUGCCCUCGAUCGAGUUGGCUCAAGGAGCGUCCGAAAAAUCGGACGAGAGGUCGCAAGGUGUCCGAACUUUCGGCAGUUGUUAUACAUUAUGAUCUAUGGGGAGAAUGGCGGUGCCCCGAAGCUGACCGAAUAAUCGGGCAUGUCCGAAUUUUUGGAGUCCGGAAAAUCGGUCGGCGACUGUACUGGGUUUGUGUGCACAGGAGUCAUUGCAUUAGUAAACUAUGUCUUUUUGUUUAAGCAUUCAUUCUCUGCACAGUGUGAACUAUUGCAAAAUGAACAAGCCUCUUUGUUGACUUGUUUGUUUGUGCUUGCAACACGGCAUGCCUGCAGGCAAGCACUGCUGGUUGUCAUAUCUCAUUGUAUCCGCAGUACAUACAUCUUCACACUCUUACAGUUUACAGCGCUGAUGUAUCUAAAUAAAUACACUUCUGUUGGUGUCUCUUGGGAUGCUUUUGUGACAUUGUGUUUUUGCAGCAAUUGUGCAGCAUGCAUAUAAACACUACUGAGUGCUUUGUGUAACUUGAACCAGAGAUUUUUUUUUUUAAUUAGAAUUCUGCAGGCUUCGAUGUUCCUUUUCAAUUUAAACUGACUUACUGUGACAGAAAAGUUUUCACAGUGGGCACUGCCACAUUCUCAAGCAAGCUUCUCCACAAUGCACACAUUGUGAAUUCAUCAUUGCCUUCAGUCUUGCCUACUGUGGCCUUCGAAAUACAUAGACAAGCGUCACUGCUCUUGGAGUCUGUACAAGUUGCGACUGACAUCUAUGCUUUGUAACUUAGCUGGCGCAGGAGUGCAGUGGCAGUAGCAGAGUUUUUUCUGUUGUACGGCGAGAGUUAAAAUGAGGAUGGAGAGUUGGCCUCGUGGGGGCCUUGUAAUGAAAAGGGCGGACGAACCGAUGGACAUAACAAACUCAGUUUCGAGAAGAGGAAGGAGAAGGGGUGUGUGUGUUAGCCAAGGAAGCUUUUUAACGCGAUAGCGUUAAGGACCCUUUGUCACAGAAAAUCCGGCAUCCCGCAUCUAGUGUCAGUGGCCAUGCUGGAGAAAGAAGAAAAGUGAUCGGAAAGCUCACCUUCAAGCAUGGCGUUUUCCGGUAGAGAUAACGGUUGCAUAAGCUGCAGUUGCCGGGAGGUGGAAACUGUAGCAUAGGAAGCAGGGAGUGAUGUAACUACACUUUCAUAUCUAAAGGAAGAACCCGCCAAGCAACUGAUUUCAUUUGUGUUGUGAUAAUGCUACGGGAAAGCCACUUAUAGUUAGGACUCCCGAAGAGCAGUGCGAAUACGAUGAGCGAUAACUGGAACAGCAGUCUAUAUUCACGACGAUGUCGUGCUCAGGCUAGGCAGGACUCAGCGGUUCCUGGCCAAAGCAAGUCAUGCACAAUUAGGACUCCUAAGGAGCAGCGCGAAUACGAUGAACAAUAACAAAAGGAACAGCAACGUCAGUAUACACAUCAACAGCAUGCUCAGGCUCUGCAGGACCCAGUUCAAGGCUACGUCACAUUGGUCUUAUCGGAUCAGGUGAUGCCGCAGCUUCGCUGGCUAACCUCUUCACAGCAUGCAUUGGAGCACUUUUUUUUUUUCUUUAAGUGUGUCAUUGAAGUGAGACAAAAAGUCUAAAGUAUGCUGCAUGGUUGCCAAAAACGUUGCUAGAACUUCGAGUUAAUUUUAAGUAGCAUAGGGUGGAGAACAGUAUGACCUAGUGUUAGCAGUGCAAAACGUAGAUGGGACACGAGAUGAGAAGACACCAACAAGCCUAAGCUGCUAUUCUAGCGAGUAUGACCUAACUUGGCAUAAAUUGUUUGCCUAAACAUCUCGCGUUUGUCUAUGGGGUCCAUGGAGGUGAGGAAUGAACAGUGAAUUGGCCAGCAUCGCGUAGCAGGUUUUUUAUUUUACUUAGCAGUGGACGGUGAUGACAGCUGAAUUUCAACAUUUACCUUCGGUUUUUUAGGUUGCAAAUUCAGUGCAAUUCAAAGGAACGUGGGUAAUUUGAUCUUCCUAGCACAGAAGGGCAUAUGGUCCCACGUUAUUCCUGCAAGUUUUCUAGUUCUCGGUGCUCCCGCUGAAUUCUGCGACACACACUCGGUCGAAUGUUAGCAUGGCAAUGGUGAGUACGUGACAGUUAUGCAGAUAGAAUACUAUGCUACCGCCCCUUGAUCUUUCUGAAAGCUCUUCGCAGAUGUGAUUUGUCCAAAUUCCACAGAAAAAGAAGCAGUGUGUUCAGACUUGCGUGAACUGGCCCAUCCACUCCAAUGUUUACGCCAUUUGAGGUCUAUGUAUCUUAUUCUCUUUCUGCUUUCUGAAUCUUGCCUUAAAAUUGAUUGCAAUCGGUAGGUAAAUUUAUUUAUGGCUACUCUUGCAAAUGUGCUCUAAUCAAAUGUAUAUAGUGAAAGUGCAGAACACAGAGUGUUUAGACUCAUUCCAAUAGGUGUCAUAAAGAACUUAAAAAGUAUUAAAAAGCAUGCAUUUUGUGAGCCCAGUGUGAAUCCUUUGAAGGCCACCAUACUGUGAUGCAGUGUGAGCGCCACUGGUGCAAAGGCAAUCAUUGCUUCCUUAUAGUCGCCGAGCCCAUGCACCGCUGACAUGCUUUUGAGUAAUGAAGUGUGCUUUAGAAGGCCAUUUUCGAAGCAAUUUUCCCAACUUCGGAGUCACUGAAAUUUUAGCAAUUUUUCUUUCACAUCACUAAAGAAUAGUUUCCAGUCGCUAAAAAGAAAAUUUUGUCACCGGACAGCCAAGAAAGUCGCCAAAUCUCUGACAAAAUGAAUAGACUGGCAACACUGGUAAUUUGUCACAUUUGCCUAAGACUUAUUACAUGUUUCUAAAUCUUGGUUCAAGUUACAUGAAACCCCCAGUAUACGCUUUCCAUGUGAGUUUUGCAUGUGCUUGACUCGUGUUGUGACCUUGUGAAAGUGUGGGCACAAGCGUAACAGCAUUAGCUGGUCCACGACGGGUUCAUGACUCGUGAUAGGUUUGAACUCCAUCAAACGAACUGAAGCCACAGUGAUUCGUUGCCUUUGGCUGAUUUCUUUCCCUCUAAAGUAGCUAGUGGGAGUGAAGAGCUCUGUACUUAUUUAAGCAUUGUUUUAAAGAGCUCCUCCUACACACUUCUUAAAUGAAGCUGCAAUAUACCUUGUGUACGACAGGGCAGGGGUUUGUAAAUUUGCACCCACAGUAUUAUAAGUUCACACACUACAGAGUUUCAAAGAGUCAAUGGUUGCACUUCGCCAACUUGAGGCAUAUUCCAACUGGUCGUUUCAAAGUUAUUGUACAUGGCUGUGAAGCUUGUGAAAGACAAUUUUAAAGCGUUAUUACAAGAAUAAGUUUGUUCAGUAGUGAUUAGCCAUCUUCGCUAUCGCAAAUGAAGCCCCCUUAUUUCACUGUAAACUUCAGUUAUUUCACUCUGUCUGCAGUGUUGCCAGAAUGCAGUGAAAUGACAAGUAGGAUAAAAAUGAUAUGCCAUUUGAUGAGACUUGCUCUCCAUGUGUCAUUCUUGGCAGACCAGUAGCUGUGAAAUCCCUUUUACCGGUGAAGGUGAGGCUGGCAUUUAAUGGUAUGUUUUUACACUGUACGUGGCUGUUUGUUUGCUGCGUUUUUGUCAGGUCUGGCAUGGAAAGCAGCAAACACUUAAAAAAAAAAUAUUAUGCAGAUCCAAUGCACAUCUUGGAAUCGAUGUAAAGUGGUUAAUUAUGUGCUAUAAAUGUGCCCAUUUUAUUCCUAUGUUUUUUUUUUGUUUUUUUUUUUAAAGGGAACUGAUGCAUGAUCAUGUGCUCUUGUGCACCCAUUCUGCGCAUUGUUAUACACAUGGCAAUCAUAUCUAAGAGCUAGUUUUGCGUUAGCUUGAUAGAAGUAUACAUGCGAUUGGGACCUAUGGUUAGAGCAUUGGGCUGCUGCCCAUGCUGUGGGACUGAGGUUCGAUCCUGCCAUCAGCCAUGUAAUGCUUUUUCUUUCCUUUCUUAUUUUUGAGAUUUUGAGUGCGAGCUUUUUGGCAGGACAGCUGCAGCAGCCACAGUCAGGCAAGUCCAGGAGGGUUCGCAGAGAAAGCUUCAUUUUAAGAGAGGCUGUGUAGGACACAGGCAUACCUUGAACAGAAUUCUGAGCUUGCAUGUUCUUCACAUCAUCUAGCACCUGGGGAAGUUAUCGUGCCAUGUUCAAGUGGCUUGGAACAAGUCUCGCAAAUGGAGCUUGUAAGGGUAGAGGCUCUGAACACAGCUGGUGUGACGGAUUGCAACCGUCACGGUCAUCUUGUGAUAUGUGGUUUUCAUGCAUAGCUGGCAACACUGUGGAGGCUGAAGUUUGUUUUGCACUCCUUUGUUUGCGAUCAAAAAAAUAGUGCAUGCAUCAUGACGGGAAGCAAUAGGAAUGUGUUGCAUAGUUUGGCACAAGAUAGGCUUCAUAAGUUAUAGUUGUGGUAUAUAGAAAAAUUAUUACAGUUUUGACAUUGCAUGUCUCAAGCUGUUCACCAUUUGUACUAUUUAUUAGUACUAUUAUACUAUUAGUACUAAAUACUAUUAGUAUUUGUACUACCACGCUCUUUGCACAGCUUCCAAAGCGCUCCGCCCCCAUUUGAAACCAAGAUGUAGUGCAUCGCAUACUAGAAGCAAAAAUGUCUACAGAUAACGUGAUCUGUGGGCAACAGCAUCGCAUCUUUUUCACAUACAUGGCAAUAUAUUAUCUUUUAAUAUAUGAAGAACUUAUUCAGAAUGCAUACUGGGGAGUGCACAUAAUGAUCGAUUUCUAUUUCUGUGGCAUCACUUGCCAAGCAUUAAGUACAGUGUAGCAAAUGUUCAUUCGGGACAAUGAAUGGCUAUGGUUUUUAAUGCUGUAUAUUGUAGUUUUGCUAUGGACUUUGUGUAAAUACUAAACUGUAGUUGCGGCAUUUGCAAUGUUUCAAGCUAGUUAUAGGGACGUGUGAUGUACAGAAAUAUGUACAUGUGCAGGUAGUGAAGCACCUUAUCUUGUCCAUAAAUGCUUUUGUAUAUACAUGGCAUUGUAAAGUGGCCCUGAUAAUGUCUGUUCACAGUUGUGUUUUUUUAUGAGUAAGCUGAAAGUGUUUGAAGGCUAUAUUGAUGUCGUGGUGUCAAGCUUCAUGCCAGAGUAGGCUGUCAUACAUCCUUGUGAGUCAACGUCUCUCUUUUGUCAACUAGAUUUUCUGCCUCAAAAGGCUUCUUUCUUGGUCGACUAACUAGUUGGUUCACUUAGUUUCUUUAAUGAAUAAAAAGGUCCUGGAACAAUUUUCUGAUAGACUUGGUAAGCAGGUGCAUUUGGAUCUUAAGUAUAUAUGCUUGUGGCCAAAGGUCUCAAAUCUCUGCUCUUUUGCGAGUUACGCUAUCAUGAUCCUUUAGUAUAGGGAAUGUGAAAUGACAUCUGUCGUUAUAUGGUGUUGGUCAUGAACCGAAGCCCUCGUUUUUUUUUUUUUUGUGUUUUUUUUGCGCGUAGUGAGCUAUGUAUGUUAAUAUUGCACAUUGUCUUUCAAAUAUGAUAUUCCAGCUUUUUUUACAUAACAAUUUGGGGUAGUUGGCUUCGUGCUGAAUUUUUUAGGCAAUCAAAACAGCUUUUCCGGUCUCAUGUCUUUGCAGGAAUCAAUCCGUGUGGUGUCAAAAACUUUAGCUCAUCUUUUAUUGAUUAGCAGGUUGUACUGCAUACAGGGGAUUUUAAGAUAAAAUCAUACAUCUCUGUAUUGCUUCCUCUCAGAAUGACCACCGCUCUUCGAUAUUGCUGGCUGAGAGACACACUGCAACACGUCAGUUGGGAUGCGAUUGCAACAAGCAUAGUGGUGGAUCACUAUACCUUCCCAGAAGUAAAUCAUUACGAAAGCAUGGGAUAUUUCAUUUUCUUUUGCCGUGGGUGUGUUGAUGUUUGGAAGCCUCGGUGCUUUCAUUCAAAGGUGAACUCUGACAUGCGGAAUUGUCAUUGGCCUCUGUGAAAUGUUGUAGACUGUACAAAAAAAAAAAACUAGCUCCGUCUCUCCAUGAAUAAAAUGGCUACUCACA
Messenger RNA from Dermacentor andersoni, 12803 nucleotides. RefSeq names its product putative inhibitor of apoptosis. Gene Ontology annotation, molecular function: ubiquitin protein ligase activity; cysteine-type endopeptidase inhibitor activity involved in apoptotic process. Gene Ontology annotation, cellular component: nucleus; cytoplasm. NCBI's taxonomy places the organism in Eukaryota, Metazoa, Arthropoda, Arachnida, Ixodida, Ixodidae. The record is from RefSeq and is a predicted model, not a curated record. Gene Ontology annotation, biological process: positive regulation of protein ubiquitination; negative regulation of apoptotic process; regulation of cell cycle.